AUGUACCAGAGAAUCCUCAGAGGAGGGGACUUCUCAGAUUUCACAUGGCUUCACAGACCAACAUGUGUGGACUCCGAACAAAAACCUCUCAACCCUGAAUUAGAAAAAAGAAUAGUUAUCUACUAUGGAACAACCAUUUGUUUACCAAAAUAUACAGUACUGUACUUGUUUAUCGAGUCCCAGAGCUACUCGUUUUAUAUCCGUGGUCUUGCACAAGACUAUCCAUUUUGUUGUUGUUCUGAUUGUUCUCUGCCAUCACCACCAUUAUCUCGUGCUGUCACCUUCCACUUUUCAGUCAGUCAGAUGUUCAUGGCAUCAUCGUCAGGAACAACUGAGUGA
Pipistrellus nathusii (Nathusius's pipistrelle) is the source of this 339-nucleotide messenger RNA. The record is from the annotation of a GenBank genome assembly. Lineage: Eukaryota; Metazoa; Chordata; Mammalia; Chiroptera; Vespertilionidae.